UUUUCGCUAAUUUUUCUCUCCUUGCGUCGCGGAAAGAUAGCCUACGGAACCAGUCGAAGAAGAACCGGAGAACGGAUAGUAAUGUCCACCGUCCUUUCGUUCUGUAACUGUCACUCUCCCCACUCCAACCACCCGUCGCCUCUUCUCCUCCGCUACUCCCUAAUCUCCACCCUCUACCUCCGUCCCGUCUCCUCCGGCGAUCGACGGAGGCCGCCACACUUUUCUGUAUCCGCCGCCGGCAACCGGAAGGUCGAAGAGGAUCUGUCCGAUCAUCGGCUUGCCGGCACCUUAGCUACCGGGCGGCGUCGGGCAGUGGAAGUUGGAGAGAGGGUCGAAAAGGGCUUGGCGAACGAAGAUGGAAUAUACGAGGAUUUUAAAUGGAAGUGGCCUUUGUGGAAGGAGCUGCCGAUGCGUUAUAAGAUCAUCGGGAUGACAUCGCUUGCUUUCGUUGUUUGCAACAUGGAUAAGGUUAACUUGAGUGUCGCCAUAAUUCCUAUGUCACAUCAGUUUGGGUGGAGCUCUUCCACUGCUGGUCUAGUUCAGUCUUCAUUCUUUUGGGGAUAUGCCUUGAGUCAAUUGCCUGGAGGAUGGCUGGCAACAUUAUUUGGUGGAAGGAAAGUCCUUGAAAUUGGAGUGUUGUCAUGGUCUCUGGCCACAAUACUUGUUCCUAAUUCAGCAGUUAUACCUGGUUUGGUGCUAUCUAGAAUUUUGGUUGGGAUUGGAGAAGGUGUUUCCCCUUCAGCAGCAACUGACAUAAUUGCCAGAUCCAUCCCGUUACCAGAACGCUCCAGAGCAGUUGCAUUUGUUUUUGGAGGCUUGAGUGCAGGAAGCAUUUUGGGGCUUCUCUUUGCCCCUCCAAUUAUUCAAAUGUGUGGUUGGGAAUCUGUAUUUUAUAUAUUUGGCAUUCUUGGAAUAAUUUGGUGUUUGGCUUUCCAUUUUGUUAAAGAGGCUCAGACACCACCUGAUGAUUGGAGAGAAAGGCCCAUGGAUGUGGUUGGCCAUUUCUGGUUUUCUAACCCUGCAGAGAAGGCUUGGAGUUCACCAUUUGAAAAAUUAAGUAAAUCACUCCAGGACGUGCCAUGGAAAGCAUUUUUCAAAAGUCAGGCAGUAUGGGCAAUGAUGUAUGCUCAUUUUUGUGGAAGUUGGGGACACUAUACCUGCUUAUCCUGGCUUCCUACAUAUUUUAGUGAAGAGCUUGGCUUAAACUUAACAGAAGCAGCAUGGGUCUCAAUACUGCCUCCUUUGGGUUCAAUUCUGGUCACAUCUUUUGCGGCAUUAUUCGCUGACAACUUGAUCUCCAAUGGAGUUGAAACUACAAUUGUGCGAAAAAUUUGCCAAACAAUUGCCUUUUUGUCACCUGCAAUUUGCAUGACGCUUUCUUCUUUGGAUCUAGGGCUGCCUCCUUGGGAAGUUGUAGUAGUACUUACUAGUGGUUUAGCACUAUCAAGCUGUGCGCUAUCAGGACUUUAUUGCACCCAUCAAGACAUUUCUCCUGAAUAUGCUAGCAUUCUUUUGGGUAUUACAAACACAGUGGGGGCAGUGCCUGGAAUUGUGGGCGUUGCGCUCACAGGCUAUCUUCUUGACUUGACUCAUUCUUGGGGUCUAUCACUGUUUGCACCUUCUAUUUUCUUCUAUCUGACUGGCACAGUUGUAUGGUUAUUAUUUGCCAGUAGUAAGCCUCAAAACUUCACCUAGAAUGAUUUCCUGGUUUUGCGAUCGAAUCGAUGGAUGUGCCCAAAAUUUUCUUAAUGGGUGAUUCAUCCAGGAGAGGUAGAGUUGAAUGCGCUUGCAUUGUCAAUUCCUUAAUUAUGUUUAUGAGAAAUGGAAGGUAAAGUCAAUCUGCUUUGUAAUGUGAAGUUAGAUGUAGGAUAAAGAGGAUAAAUGUUGGGUAAAGAGGCUGUAAUAUAUGUAUGUAUAUAUAACUUUUUUUUGCAUGCAUGUAAUGCAGUAUAUAUCAGGGCUGUAUAGUUCUAUAGAAAAUGUUGUCCGGAUUCGUUUUUACGAAAUACAA
Messenger RNA from Phalaenopsis equestris, 2011 nucleotides. RefSeq names its product probable anion transporter 6, chloroplastic. Gene Ontology annotation, molecular function: transmembrane transporter activity. The transcript is spliced from 15 exons. Gene Ontology annotation, biological process: transmembrane transport. The record is from RefSeq and is a predicted model, not a curated record. NCBI's taxonomy places the organism in Eukaryota, Viridiplantae, Streptophyta, Magnoliopsida, Asparagales, Orchidaceae. The coding region runs from base 82 to 1695 and encodes 537 amino acids.